AUGUCAUUUCCACCAACUCCGACCGGUGAGAGUAGCUCACACUCCGGCAACUGCCAUUGCGGAGCCGUACGAUUCAAGUUCACUCUAUCCUCGCCCCUGCAUGAGUACCCCACCACGGAGUGCAACUGCUCCAUCUGCACGAAGAACGGCUUCUUGCUUGUCUACCCAUUUAACAAGGACUUUACCAUUGAGAAGGGCGAAGAUAAGCUGAAAGAGUACCAAUUUGCUCAGCGCAUAUCAACGCACCAAUUCUGUGGGGAGUGUGGAAGCAGUUGUUUCAUCCGUCUUCCGGAGGGCCACCCACCGAUUACCGUGGUCAAUGUGCGAAUGCUACAAGACUUUGAUAUUGAGAAAUUGAACAUCAGAAAGGUAGAUGGAAAGUCCAGGGGGGAAGAGUACAAUGUUUAG
Molecule: messenger RNA, 408 nt
Organism: Penicillium atrosanguineum
Lineage: Eukaryota; Fungi; Ascomycota; Eurotiomycetes; Eurotiales; Aspergillaceae
Product: GFA family protein
Exons: 2
Coding region: 1-408 (135 amino acids)
Molecular function (GO): carbon-sulfur lyase activity
Source: RefSeq, a predicted model, not a curated record